This is a messenger RNA of Charadrius vociferus (killdeer), 1101 nucleotides long. It is a transcript of the gene TBXT, whose product is annotated as T, brachyury homolog (mouse). The record is from RefSeq and is a predicted model, not a curated record. The transcript has 9 exons. Gene Ontology annotation, cellular component: nucleus. Lineage: Eukaryota; Metazoa; Chordata; Aves; Charadriiformes; Charadriidae. Gene Ontology annotation, molecular function: RNA polymerase II cis-regulatory region sequence-specific DNA binding; DNA-binding transcription factor activity, RNA polymerase II-specific. The coding region runs from base 1 to 1101 and encodes 366 amino acids. Gene Ontology annotation, biological process: positive regulation of DNA-templated transcription; regulation of transcription by RNA polymerase II; heart morphogenesis.
AUGCCUGCCUACCUGAAUAACCACAAGCAGAACAGGACUAUCAAAGAUGGCAAAGAGAAGAGGAGAAACAGCAAAUCAGCAUUUGAGGAAGUGAGUGAGGAAGAUGAGGAAGAUACGAUGAAACAAGCCCUGAUGGAUCAGCCGCAGGCGCCCAGCUGCGUCUACAUCCACCCCGACUCGCCCAACUUCGGCGCCCACUGGAUGAAGGCGCCCGUCUCCUUCAGCAAAGUCAAACUCACCAACAAGCUCAACGGCGGCGGACAGAUCAUGUUGAACUCUCUGCACAAGUACGAGCCAAGGAUUCAUAUAGUGCGAGUGGGUGGCCCGCAGCGGAUGAUCACCAGCCAUUCCUUCCCAGAGACCCAGUUUAUAGCCGUGACGGCCUACCAGAACGAGGAGAUCACAGCUUUAAAAAUUAAAUACAAUCCGUUUGCAAAGGCAUUUCUUGAUGCAAAAGAAAGAAGCGAUCACAAAGAUAUGAUGGAAGAAGUGGGAGACAACCAGCAGUCUGGGUAUUCGCAGUUAGGUAGUUGGCUCAUUCCCGGGACUGGGACCCUGUGCCCACCUGCCAACCCUCACCCGCAGUUCGGAGCCCCCCUGUCGCUCUCCCCUGCUCACAGCUGCGAAAGGUACUCAUCGCUGAGGAACCACCGUCCUGCCCCUUACCCCAACCCCUACGCCCAUAGAAACAACUCGCCAACAGCCUAUGCCGAUAACUCCUCUGCCUGCCUUUCCAUGCUGCAGUCCCAUGACAAUUGGUCAUCUCUAGGAGUUCCCGCACACACGACGAUGCUGCCCAUGAGUCACAGCACUGGCACAGCUACCAGCUCCAGUCAGUAUCCCAACUUAUGGUCUGUGAGCAACAGCACCAUCACACCGGUGUCUCAGUCGAGCGGGAUGUCCAAUGGCCUGAGCUCCCAGUUUUUACGUGGCUCUCCAGCGCACUACACUGCCCUUCCGCACGCGGUCACUGCCGCCUCCUCCGCAUCCCCCCUGUACGACAGCGGGACACCCACGGACCUGCCCGACAGCCAGUACGAUGCCUCCGCACAUGCCAGGCUAGCAUCCACGUGGACGCCUGUCACCCCCCCUUCCAUGUAA